CUAAAAUGGCGCGGAAUCAACCAACAUUUACUCUCUUCCUACUCUUGCUCUUGUUAUCAGAGUGUGUCUUACGAUUGCCGAUUGUGGCGGCGAAGGAGGAUAAGCAGAAGAAGAAGAAGGAGGAGGUCGGGACGGUGAUCGGGAUCGAUCUAGGGACGACGUACUCGUGCGUGGGGGCGUACCGGAACGGGCGGGUGGAGAUCAUAGCGAACGAUCAGGGGAAUAGGAUUACGCCGUCGGUGGUGGCCUUCACCGUCCACGGCGAGCGCCUCGUCGGAGAGGCCGCCAAGAACCAGGCCUUCAUUAACCCGGAGAGGACGAUCUUCGGCAUCAAGCGCCUCAUUGGACGACGAUUUGAUGACGAGGAGGUGCAGAGGGAUAUCAAGUUCUUGCCGUACAAGGUGGUGAACAAGGAUGGGAAGCCAUAUGUGGAGGUGAGGAUAAAGGGAGGGGAGAAGAAGGUGUUCAGCCCCGAGGAGAUAAGCGCGAUGAUUCUCACGAAGAUGAGGGAAACCGCCGAGACCUACCUAGGCCGUUCUAUCAAAGAUGCCGUCAUCACCGUUCCAGCAUACUUCAAUGAUGCCCAAAGGCAAGCCACCAAGGAUGCAGGCACCAUAGCAGGGCUCAAUGUGGCGAGGAUCAUCAACGAGCCCACGGCUGCGGCCAUCGCCUACGGGCUCGACACGAAGGGCCCCGAGAUGAAGAACAUCCUCGUCUACGACCUCGGUGGCGGCACCUUCGAUGUGAGUAUCCUCACCAUCGACAAUGGCGUCUUCGAGGUUCUUGCCACCAGUGGAGACACCCACUUAGGGGGAGAGGAUUUUGAUCAAAGGCUCAUGGAUUACUUCAUCAAGCUCAUCAAGAAGAAGUACAACAAGGAUAUUUCUAAAGAUGGUAAGGCACUUGGAAAGUUGAGAAGAGAGUGUGAGAGGGCUAAGAGGGCUCUCAGUAGUCAACAUCAGGUUCGGGUCGAGAUUGAGUCGCUUUUCGACGGUGUCGACUUCUCUGAGCCCUUGACGAGGGCUCGGUUCGAGGAGCUGAACAUGGAUUCUUUUCGAAAGACGCUCGCGCUGGUCAAGAAAGCGAUGGACGAUGCAGGGUUGACGAAGAGCGACAUCGAUGAGAUCGUGCUUGUGGGAGGGAGCACGAGAAUCCCGAAGGUGCAGCAACUCCUGAAGGAGAUGUUCGACGGCAAAGAGCCCAACAAGGGGAUCAAUCCGGAUGAGGCUGUCGCUUACGGUGCAGCUGUGCAGGGUGGAAUUCUUAGUGGCGAAGGCGGUGAGGAAACGAAAGAUAUCCUGUUGCUCGAUGUUACGCCGCUUAGUCUAGGAAUCGAGACAGCCGGAGGAGUCAUGACGAAGUUGAUCCCGAGGAACACGAGGAUUCCGGUUAAGAAGUCUCAGAUUUUCACAACAUAUGAAGAUAACCAAACCACGGUCUCGAUUAAGGUCUACGAGGGUGAAAGAAGUCUAACAAAGGAUUGUCGCGAGCUCGGGAGAUUCGACUUAUCCGGCAUUCCGCCAGCUCCAAGAGGAACACCGCAAAUAGAAGUCAUGUUCGAAAUCGACGCCAACGGAAUACUACAUGUGACCGCAGAGGACAAGGCCAUGAAGAAGUCGAAAUCGAUCACGAUCACGAAUGACAAAGGGCGACUGAGCCAGGAGGAGAUCGACAGGAUGGUGCGGGAGGCCGAGGAGUUCGCCGAGGAGGACAGGAAGAUCAAGGAGAAGAUUGAUGCAAGAAACAGGCUUGAGAAUUACAUAUACAGCAUGAGGAGUACUAUCCAGGAUGGGGAAAAGCUCGCGGACAAGAUCGACGAAGAUGACAAGGAGAAGAUCGAGGACGCGCUGAAGGAAGCAUUGGAGUGGAUGGAUGAUAAUCAGUCAGCAGAGAAAGAUGAUUAUGAAGAGAAAUUGAAGGAGUUGGAGCAAAUCUGCAAUCCUGUAAUCAAGAAGGUUUAUCAGAGGAGUGCAGAUGCUAACAGUUCUUCUGAGCCUGACGAAGAUAAUAUACACGAGUUGUAGAUUCAAGUUAGUGUAAAAUACAUUUAAUCUUACUUUGUAGUUUUCUAUUGACCUUUUGGAAUCUUUAAUGUUAUUGUCAAUUUGA
Messenger RNA from Ananas comosus (pineapple), 2109 nucleotides. Its product is annotated as luminal-binding protein 5-like. The coding region runs from base 6 to 2024 and encodes 672 amino acids. Gene Ontology annotation, biological process: protein refolding; endoplasmic reticulum unfolded protein response; cellular response to unfolded protein. Gene Ontology annotation, molecular function: ATP hydrolysis activity; ATP-dependent protein folding chaperone; ATP binding. The transcript is spliced from 8 exons. Gene Ontology annotation, cellular component: membrane; cytoplasm; endoplasmic reticulum lumen. Lineage: Eukaryota; Viridiplantae; Streptophyta; Magnoliopsida; Poales; Bromeliaceae. The record is from RefSeq and is a predicted model, not a curated record.